AUGAAGAGAUAUUUCUCUACGGUAUCGUCCAAGUUUCCACAACCAAGUUCAUCCACUCAAAAUGUUCCUCGUGUGGAAGAAAACUUGAACCAGUUAGAAGAAAAUCAUCAUUCUGCUAAAAAACAAAAGCAAGGAGUAGAUUUGGAUUCUCUACCAGCAGAUCCAAAUAAAAGAAUACCCAUUUUGGACUAUCAUCCAGAUGAACGUGAUGAGAUUAGACGAGCAUAUAUCCAAAGGGGUCCUCAUCAACCUCGACUUCCUAGGUUUCCUCAAACAGAUUUUUACGGAUAUAAACGUCGUUUUAAUCGUAAAUGGUAUAAAAAAUAUCAUGAUUGGUUGGAGUAUAGUGUGAUAGAAGAUGCUGCUUAUUGUUUGUGUUGUUAUUUAUUUAAAGAUGAAAGCAUUCAUCAAGGUGGAGGCGAAGCAUUUUCAAGUAUAGGGUUCAAGAGUUGGCACAAAAAGAAAAGAUUAGAUACGCAUGUUGGUGAGUUGAACAGUGAUCACAACCAAGCAAAGAAGAAGUGUGAAGAUCUAAUGCGACAAGAACAGUCAAUUCAAGUUGUGUUUGUAAAGACGGAUAAUAAAGCUAAGCUUGAGAACAAAAUUCGUUUAAAGGCUUCAAUUGAGGUGGUGAGACUCCUCUUGAAUCAAGGAUUGGCAUUUCGUGGACAUCGUGAAGAUGAAUCAUCAUUAAACAAGGGUAACUUUCUUGAAAUUCUUUCAUGGUAUGCGAAGCGAUGUGAUAAAAUUAGUGAUCUUGUGUUGAAGAAGGCUCCAAAAAACAAUCAGUUGACUUCUCAUAAAAUUCAAAAAGAUAUUAUCACCGCAUGUAAGUUGGAAACAAUUAAAGCUAUUAUGGAGGACCUAAAUGAUGGGGGAUCUGUGGUGGAACGAUUUAUUGGGAUUGUUCAUGUUCGUAAUACUAGUGCUCUAUGUUUAAAAGAAGCAAUUGUUAACUACCUUGCUCAACAUUCUUUGAGUUUAUCUAAUAUACGUGGACAAUGCUAUGAUGGAGCAAGCAAUAUGCAAGGGCGUCUAAGUGGCCUUAAAAUUUUGAUUCAACAGGAAAGUAGAUCAGCUCAUGCGAUUCAUUGUUUUGCUCAUCAACUUCAAUUGACUCUUGUCGGGGUAUCUAAAAAAUGUCUUCCAGUUGGAGAACUUGUAUUGUUGGUUUCUAAUGUCUUAAAUGUAGUAGGAGGUUCUUUUAAACGCAUGGAUGAACUUCGAGAAUCUCAAGCAGAAAAAGUUCAAGAGGCACUAGAUAUGGGCGAGGUUGAAACUGGUAAGGGCUUGAAUCAAGAGCUUGGUCUUGCUAGAGCUGCUGAUACUCGUUGGGGUUCACACUACAAAUCAUUUAAGAACUUCAUUAGUAUGUUUGGCUCUAUUACUGAUGUUCUUGAUACUAUUGUUGUUGAUUCCGAAUGUGUUGAAGAUAGUUGUAAGGCAACAGGAUAUCUUAGAGUUUGUCAAACAUUUGAAAUUGCAUUCAUAUUGCACUUAAUAAGAGAUAUUUUGGUGAUUACAAAUGAGCUUAAUGAAUCCUUACAAAAGAAGGAACAAGAUAUUGCAAAUGCCAUGUUACUUGUUAAAGUGGCGAAGAAACGAUUGCAAGAUCUGAGAGAGGAAGGAUGGGAUCCACUUAUCGAGAAUGUGUCCGCAUUUUGUGUCAAGUAUGAUAUCUUGAUACCUAAUUUUGAUGAGUUCUAUAUUAAUUUUGGAAGAUCUCGACGCAAAGUUGCGGAGCAUACUUUCUCACAUCACUAUCAUGUCGAUAUAUUUUUUAAGAUUAUUGAUUGGCAACUUCAAGAACUCAAUGAUCGUUUUAAUGAGGAGAGAACAGAUUUGCUUAUUGGAGUUGCUAGCUUGAAUCCAGUUGACUCAUUUUCUAGUUAUGACAUCAAUAAAAUAUUGAGAAUGGCUGAAUUAUAUCCUGAUGAUUUUGGUGAAGAUAUAAUGGUUACUCUGAAAAAUCAGCUUGAGACUUAUAUCGUUGAUGUCCGUGAUGUUGAUGAAAGGUUCUCCAACUUGAAAGGUCUUGGUGAUCUUUCUAAAGAGCUAGUUAAGGCAAAGAAACAUUUAAAUUAUCCCUUUGUGUUUCGCCUUGUAAAAUUUGCAUUGCUCCUACCGGUCGCCACCGCUACAGUUGAAAGAGCUUUUUCGGCGAUGAAGUUGAUAAAGAGUGAAUUGCGAAAUCGAAUGGAUGACGACUUCAUGAGCGGUUGUAUGAAUUUGGAAUUCUCUGUAACUUUCUAUAGCUAUCUGUUUGGAAGUGGAGAGCCUGCUAAUAAUUCUCAGGCUACUUGCAACCAGGAAAAGGCUUCAACUAAUGAUCGUGCCCCAAAGCCAGCUGCUUCAACUACAAUGGAGGCAUCCUAUUUGAUGGACAAACAAGGAAGGAAGAAUCUGCUGCUCAUAAGCUUUACUAGAAUGAUUGAUCUAUCAUGA
Molecule: messenger RNA, 2445 nt
Organism: Lycium barbarum (goji berry)
Lineage: Eukaryota; Viridiplantae; Streptophyta; Magnoliopsida; Solanales; Solanaceae
Exons: 4
Coding region: 1-2445 (814 amino acids)
Molecular function (GO): protein dimerization activity
Source: RefSeq, a predicted model, not a curated record